Messenger RNA from Elephantulus edwardii (Cape elephant shrew), 1836 nucleotides. RefSeq names its product chromosome unknown open reading frame, human C6orf222 (gene BNIP5). NCBI's taxonomy places the organism in Eukaryota, Metazoa, Chordata, Mammalia, Macroscelidea, Macroscelididae. The record is from RefSeq and is a predicted model, not a curated record. The transcript has 10 exons. The coding region runs from base 1 to 1836 and encodes 611 amino acids.
AUGGAGAAUUCUCGGGGCCCGAGGAAGACUUUGCUCGACAGGAGAGCCGAGUCUCUGGACAGGUCACAGGGCCCCAGGAAGAACUUGGAGUCACGGGAUAGCCUGCACCCUUCUCUGCACACGGCCCCCUGCAAGAGGGUGCUUCGCCGGACAGCCAGCGAUGGGUCCAGAUGUUCUGAGAGCCCAGCUCAGACUGUGGAGGCUCAGGACACCAAGAUUGCUGCCCUCAGUCCAGAGGAGACCAGUGAGUUUAUCCUCAGUGAGCAGAGGUUACCACAGGACAUCAAGAAGGACAAGACCCAACGGCGGACCCAGUCUGGGUGGCUGAAAACCCUCGUCAACUUCUUCCUGAGGAUAAGCCCUGAGGAACCCAAAGAAAAGGCCAGCAGGAAUCCAAAGGUGAAGGAAGGUUUCUCUCACUCUGUGGAGUCCCCUGUACCUUCCCGUGAGCCAACUGUUAGGAAGAAAUCCCACGACAAGAAGUCCAGACGCAAGAAGAACAUUAGCAGCAAGAAGCAUGUUGCUCAGGAGAUGAAGGGAGGUCUUGAUCAGGAAGCCACAGGCCAGGAGGCCAGACACCCUGAGGAGGAUGACCCAGCUCACGGGGAUGAGGAUGAUCUUGAUUUUCAUGAGCCUUUGUCCACCGAAGGAGGAAGUGCCAGAGUUGGGGAUGGAUCAUGCCCGUGCUCGGGCCACCAGUGGAAAGAGGAGCUACAACCUGAGAAGGAUGCUAUUAUCCAGAUGAUAGUGGAAUUGCUCCAGAGAGUGGGAGACCAGUGGGAAGAAGAGAGACUGAAAACCCAGCAGCCUAUGGUGAUUCUUCCAAACCUAGGCCCAGUCCUCAAGAGGAAAUCUGUAGAAAAGAAGUCCAGCUUCAGAAGAGCCUUUUCUCAUAAGAAGCUUGGAUCUGAGGAGCCCAAGAGAGCAGGGCCUGCUGAUGCUCCUGCCCCCGAGGCCCGGCCCCCCAAGAGGCCCAGCUUCCUGCCGCUGUGUGUUGGUGGUGGCCAUCGGCCCUCCGUCUCCAGCAGCUCUGAUGAAUUCAUUCGGAAGAUCUGUGAUCUACUCCAAGAUGCAGAGGAGCAAGGGGCAGAGAAGAGACUUCAAACCCAGGAGCCAGAGGUGGCUGUGGAAAACCCAGGUCCAGCCUCCAGAAAGAAAUCCACAGAGAAGAAGUCCAGCUUAAGGAGAGCCUUUUCUCAUAAGAAGUACAGCUCCAAGGAGGCCAAGAGAAUGGGGGCCGCAGAUGCUUCCAGCUCCGAGGCCCCUCGACCACCUAAGAGGCCCAGCUUUCUGCCACUGUGUGUCAGUGGAAAUCGGCCCUCCAUCUCCGACAGCCUCGAUGGGGAGGAUGGCGAUUUCCAGAAGGUGCUGCCUGCAGAAGGAGGGCCAGUUGACUCCUUGGAACCAUCCUCCCACACCAGAAGGCACAAGCCAGAAGGGGAGCCUCAGAUGGACAGAGGCUUUGAAUCUAAAGAGUUAAUCAUCCAGAAGCUGGUGGCUCUUCUUCAGCAAAUGCAUGGCCAGUUGGGGGAGCAGAUCAGGAGACACCCCAGCUUUAAAAAGUUUCUUUACAAGCUCUCGGACUCCUCCCUCAAAAAGUUGGCAAUUACCUUGCAGAAUCAGGAGGCCCAUCUCCCUGAGCCCAACAGAAACCUUGAUGAGAGACGCUACCAGUUUGCUGCGGACUUGGUGAACGUAUUUGCUGGCAAUAAUGGCCACACUGUCCACAGGCUCAUAGGCCUACCAGGCCACUACAAUCAGAACACUUACGCUCAGUUUCUCUGCAGGAAGGCCCAGCAGAACAUCAAGAACCCUGAAAGCCAAAGUCCAGAUUGA